CAGCAGUUGACCACCAGAUACUCCAGUCGGGAGAAUAGGACUGUAUCUCUAUGUAAAUCACCACAAGCUUUGCAACAUCUGCCUUUACGUUACCCGACCUUGCAUUGAGUAUAAUAUUGCACUGGGCGCAGUAUUUGCACUAUCUGCAUGAACGAGUUAGUCAGUUCCUUUCUUGUCUUGGCACAGUCUGUAAAAUAGUUUGCACUGUUGAUUCCGGUGCUUGCACUGCCUGCAAAGUUCCAGCGGGCUCGGCGAGGGCGGGCUCGUACGCGAAAGCUGCUCGUGACGCUGGCGUGUCACUAGGGUGCGAGCUGUAAGUUGCGAGACCGAAGCGAGUGGCUCAGAGCGACGGUUAGUCACUGGCAGCGUCCUGUCCUUUGAAAAUGCAGCGAGUCCGGAGAUGGUGUUGCUGGCCAGCGAGCCGUGAGACUGCGGCCAUGGAGCUGUGCGAGGAGCGGCCGGUCAGGCGGGAGGAGCUGAACGCGACGAGGUAUCGCCUGCCGGUCUUCCACAGUAUCAAGCUCUUUCUCUUUUGCCAUGGGAUGUUGCAGUGUGCCCAGCUCCUGUACAGUUCCUACUUCAAGAGCAGCAUCACCACCAUCGAAAAGCAAUUUGGAAUGUCCAGUUUCUCAUCUGGAAUCCUGUCAAGCAUACAAGAGGUUGGGAACUCAGUUCUGAUUAUUUUUGUUAGUUAUUUUGGAAGUCGAGUUCACCGCCCAAAAGUGGUUGGAUUAGGCGGCCUUCUACUCAGUGCUGGAGCCUUCCUGCUUACCCUGCCCCACUACAUAUUUGAGCCAAAUCAGUACAGCAAGACCAUAGUAGGAAAUACAAGCCUUUUCAACAUAGACACCUGUCAACAAAUGAAUCAGACACACCAGCUUGAAUCUUGUGAAAAUUCAGGCCACAAAUUCAGGAAACUGGGCAGUGUUUGGGGAAUAAUGGUGAUUGCUCAACUAAUGGUGGGCAUUGGGACAGUUCCAAUUCAACCCUUUGGUAUUUCAUACAUUGAUGACUUUGCUGAACCAUCUAACGCUUCACUCUAUAUAGCAAUCCUGUUUGCAAUAUCUGUCUUUGGACCUUCAUUUGGAUAUUUACUUGGGUCUGCGACUUUACAUUUAUAUGUGGACCUAGAUAGAGUGAAUCCAGCCACCAUUGAAAUGAACCCCAGUGACCCCCGGUGGAUUGGUGCCUGGUGGCUUGGAUUACUCAUUUGCAGUAGUAUUCUUGCCAUUUUUUCUGUUCCUUAUUUCUUUUUCCCUCGACAAAUGAUCUGUCAAAAGAAGUCGAGCAGUAAAUCUGAUAUUCUGAGUGAGGCAGAAGAGCAAAAGGUGGAAGAAAUAACAAACCGAGAGUUCAUCAAGGUUUUUCCAAAAAUGCUUCUGAAGAUGCUGUUGAAUCCGUUGUUCAUCCUUGUUGUUCUGGCUGAGUGUUGCUUUUCAUCAGUGAUUGCGGGCCUUUCCACAUACUUCAAUAAAUUUCUGGUGUCCCAGUACUCCACCACAACUUCCAGUGCCAAUUUGCUUAUUGGGUCUAUAACCCUGCCAGCUGUUGCGAUUGGGAUGCUGUUGGGUGGAGUCUAUAUGAAGCAUUCUAAAUUACCCUUGGUGAAGAUCCCCUGGUGCUCUGGAUGUGUCCUGAUUAUUAGCAUUAUUUUGACUGUUCCUCUAUUUUUCUUGGGAUGUUCAACUCAGAAGAUUGCUGGAAUCAACUACAUCAAGAAUGCAAACAGGUCUUCUUCAUUUGGCCUGGAUACUGAAUGUAACGCUCACUGCUUCUGCUUUGAUUCAACUUAUAACCCAGUGUGUGGAAUUGAUAAUGUGGAAUACAUCUCACCGUGUCAAGCUGGCUGCAGGCAUUUUAUUUUCAACUACACGACAAGAAGGAUUUUGACCUACAACAACUGUAGCUGCAUUCAAGCACCUUUCAAACAGGGCUAUGCUGUUCCUGGACACUGCAAGGUCAGCUGUUCCAAUUUGCUUCUCAUUGUGGUCUUUGGCCUCUCUUUAAUUGGGCUGACAGCCUCACUCACCCACAAUCCCCUCUACAUGUUGGUGCUGCGGUUAGUGAGACCUGAAGAAAAAUCUUUUGCAAUAGGAAUUCAAUUUCUAUUGAUGAGGGCAAUUGCAUGGCUGCCAGCUCCGGCUUUGUAUGGUGCAGUCAUUGAUUCAGCAUGCAUUAGAUGGGGAGUAAUGUGCAAAGGAAAACAAGGAGCCUGCAAUUACUAUGACAACAAUCUUUUGCGAAACCGGUACUUAGGUCUACAAGUUGGAUAUACUAUCCUUGGUGUACUGAUUUUAUUGAUGACGGGAUGGAAAGUGAGAAAGAUUGGUGGCCAGCAGAACACAAAAUCAGUGUAAAGUUUUACAGAUUUAGUGGCACAUUAAUCACUUGACAAAUUAACCAACUUCUUUUAUUUGUAUCCACAUUAUUUCCUCAGAAUAAUGAGCAGAAUAUUCAAUCCUCAUCGACAAGACCAACAAAUGAGUGCUUUUAUCUUGAGUUUCAAAUUACAAAUGUUUGAGAGCUGACCUUGCUCUGUUUUUAGUAUUCUGUCUGCAUGUAUUAACUCUAACAGUAUAUACGUGUUUCAAUUAAUUAUUUCAAUGAACAUAAUAAAUUGGCAUAUUAAUUUAUUGUCACAUGCUGAGGUACAGUGAAGAACUUUUUUUUUUGUCACCCCUUAGAGUAGGUCAUCUCAUUACAACAGGCCAUUGAGGUGUACAAUAACAAUGCAGAAUAAAUUUAGUUAGAGAAAGUGCAGUGCAGGUAGACAAUAAGAGCAAGGCCCUAAUAUUGUCGGCUGUGAGGUCAAGAGUCCAUCUUAAUGUGCUGGUCUUACAACAGCAGGACAGAAGCUGUCCUUAAUCCUUAUGGUAUGUGCUUUCAGGUUCUUGUAUCUUCUGCACGAUAAAAGUGGAGAUGAGGUGGUGUGGAAAGGAGGAUGUAUAGAAAAGAGACAACCUAAUCAAAAAAUAUAAAUAUGAAUGGAUACAAUUAAUCAAAUUAGCCUUAGUUCCUUAAUUUAAUGGACUGCCAGGACUACACUGGACCUGCCAAGAUGAGAGGCAACAGCAUGAUUCAGGGUUUCAGGAGCAACUGGCCUGAGACUCAGUAGAAUCAGGUGAUGUUACUGGAGAAGAAGCCUUAAUGGUAGAGAUGGCAAGUCAUUUCCUUGUCAGAUCUAACAAGGAAGCCAUGAAAUGCCUUCCCAGAGACGUCUGCGAAAAGGACAUAGAUGUUGAUUGGUAAACAAAGUUUGCAAUAACAACAAAAGACAUCUUUCAGUCUUGCUCCUGUGAAGUCAGAGGAGAGUUCUGCUCAUCCAAUAGCAGCUGUCGGGUAAUGAAGAGGUCAAGAGAAAGGUGUUGCUAAGUAAAACUGGCUGCCAUUACUGCUGGAUAUAUAAACUAAUUGGAUUAAAAUAUAGGUUAGCUGAUUAGUAAAUUUACAGACAACACAAAAAUUAGCAACUGAAGGUUGCCAAAGGAUUUAGCAUUUCAAUUGAAAAUACCAUUGGAAAAAUGGAAGGUGUAGUUUAAUCUGGACAUGCGUGAAGUGUUGCACUUGGAAGGUCGAGUGAAAGGAAAGUAUGCAGUAAAUGGCAGGAAUCUUAAGGGCACUGAUGCACAGAGGGUUCUUGGGGUUCAAAUACAUAACACCACAGUAGCAACACAAGAAGAUCUAGUGGUAAAGGUGUACAGCAGUCUUGCCUUCAUCGGGGCAUUGAGUAUAAAAAUUGAGAAAUUAUAUUGUAGUUGUGUAAAACUUUGGUCAGGCUGCAUUACAGGAAAGAUGUUGAGACUUUGGAGAGGGUUCUUAAAAGGUUUACCAGGAUAUAACCUGGAUUACAGUGUAUUUGCUCUAAGAAGAUGUUGGAACAAAUAGCAAGUCCUACAAAUUGUGAUGUUAAAAUGAAUUGUAAUUUUGUUAUAUUUAUUGUCUUGGAAAUAGAUAUUGGUCAGGGCACCUGUGGUGACUUUCCAACUCCUCUUCAAAAAAAAGCUGUAGGGUCUUUUCUGUCACCUGGGAAAAUAGAGGACCUCAGUUUAUUAUCUUUUCUGAAUGUCAGCACCUCUGGCAUGAAAAUAAAGAGAAUAGGUGGAGAAAGAAGUUGGGGAGACUGAUGUAGGGGUUACGGAUUGGAGUAUUGUGGGAGGAUGGAGGAAAGAUGGUUUGAAAGAGCUUAGAAGAAUGUAACCAUGAAUUCAGUUCCAGUUUGUUGUCAUGGGUAUAUAUCCAGGGUAUAAAUGCAAUGAAAAUUAGUUUUUUUUUGCAGCAGCAGCAUUGUACAUUACAAACACAAGUUACUUAAAACUUAAAUUAAGAUAAAUUAAACAAAGUUAACACAGCAAAAUAAACAAAGCCAAACAAUGACCAAAACGCAAAUUGAAGGAAACAUAAUGAGGUAGAUUUAUGGUUUUCAGGGUAGUUCUAGAACACGGGACUUUGUCAAAGGCCUUGAUAAAAUCCAUGUAGAACUACAUUGCUUUCAUCAACUUCUCCACUAUUGAUGCAAGGCUAACCAGCCUAUAAUUUCUCACCUUUAUUCUUACAGCCUUUCUUAAACAACAGAACAUUAGCUAUCUUCCAAUCCCUUGGCACCUCACCUGUUGCAAAGGAUGUUUUAGAUUAUCUCUGCUGGGCCCCUGUAAUUUCUGUGCCAGCCACCCACAAGAUCCAAGGGAACACCUUGAACACCUGGGGAUUUAUCCAAGCUAACUUCCCUCAAGACAGCAAACCCUUGCUCCUCUGUAAUCUGGAGAGUCCAUAUACCUCACUGCUGUACUGCCUCACUUCGACAGAGUGCAUGCAUCUCCUGAGUAAAUACAGGUGCAAAACAUCUAUUUACGAUCUCCCACAUCUCUUUUGGCUUCAUGCAUAAAUGACCACGCUGAUCUUCAAGAGGACCAACUUUGUCUCUUGCGAGCCUUUUCCUCUUUAUAUACCUUUAGAAGCCCUUGAGAUUGUCCUUCAUUUUGCCUGCUAGAGCAACCUCAUGAUUUCUUUUAGCCCUGCUGAUUUCCUUCUUUAGUGUUCUCUUGCAGUUCUUAUACUCCUUAAGUAAUAUCAUUUGUUCCUUAUUGUCCAUAACCUGCUAUGCGCCUCCUCCUCCUUAACCAGGGCCUUAAUUUCUCUCAAAAACCAAGGUUCCCUAAACCUGUUCAGGAAGGAUGUAAUAGUGAAAUAGGGGUCAUUUAAAGGUGAAAUUUUGAGAGUACAGUAUCUUUAUAUUCCUGUUAGAUUGAAAGGAAAGGUUAAAAGUUUGAGAGAGCCAUGGUUUUCAACAGAUAUUGGAAACUUGGUUUGGAAAAAAAGAGAGAUCUACAAUAAAUAUAGAGAGCAUGGAGUAAAUGAGGUGCUCAAGGAAUAUAAAGUAUGUAAAAAGAAUCUUAAGAAAGAAAUUAGAAAAGCUAAAAGAAGAUAUGAGGUUGCUUUGGCAAGUAAGGUGAAAAUAAAUCCCAAGGGUUUCUACCAUUAUAUAAAUAGCAAAAGGAUAGUGAGGGAUAAAAUUGGUCCCUUAGAAAAUCAGAGUGGACGGCUAUGUGUGGGGCCAAAAGAGAUGGGGGGAGAUUCUUAAUUUAUUUUCUUUGGUAUUCACUAAGGAAAAGGAUAUUGAAUUCUGUAAGAUAAGGGAAACGGGUAGGGAAGUUAUGGAAACUAUGAUGAUUAAAGAAGAAGAAGUACUGGAGCUUUUAAGGAAUAUAAAAGUGGAUAAGUCUCCUGGUCCUGACAGAAUAUUCCCUAGAACAUUGAGGGAAGUUAGUGUGGAAAUAGCAGGGGCUCUGACAGAAAUAUUUCAAAUGUCAUUAGAAACGGGGAUGGUGCCAGAGGAUUGGCAUAUUGCUCAUGUCGUUCCAUUGUUUAAAAAGGGUUCCAAGAGUAUAUCUAGCAAUUAUCGGCCUGUGACUUUGGCGUCAGUGGUAGGUAAAUUGAUGGAAAGUAUUCUUAGAGAUGGUGUAUAUAAUUAUCUGGAUAGAUAGGGUCUGAUUAGGAACAGUCAACAUGGAUCUGUGCGUGGAAGGUCAUGUUUGACAAACCUUAUUGAAUUUUUUGAACAGGUUACUAGGAAAGUUGACGAGGGUAAAGCAGUGGAUGUUGUCUAUAUGGACUUCAGUAAGGCCUUUAACAAGGUCCCACAUGGAAGGUUGGUUAGGAAGGUUCAAUUGUUAGGUAUUAAUAUUGAAGUAGUAAAAUGGAUUCAGCAGUGGCUGGAUGGGAGAUGCCAGAGAGUGGUGGUGGAAAACUGUUUGUCAGAUUGGAGGCCGGUGACUAGUGGUGUGCCUCAGGGAUCUGUACUGGGUCCAGUGUUAUUUGUCAUAUACAUCUGGAUGGUGGGGUGGUAAACUGGAUGAGUAAGUAUGCAGAUGAUUCUAAGAUAGGUGGAGUUGUGGAUAAUGAAGUAGGUUUUCAUAGCUUGCAGAGAGAUUUAGGCCAGUUAGAAGAGUGGGCUGAAAGAUGGCAGAUGUAGUUUAAUGCUGAUUGGACUAAUCAAAAUAGGACAUAAAUGGUAGGGCAUUGAAGAAUGCAGUAGAACAGAGGGAUUUAGGAAUAAUGGUGCAUAGUUCUCUGAAGGUGGAAUCUCAUGUGGAUAGGGUGGUUAAGAAAGCUUUUGGUAUGCUGGCCUUUAUAAAUCAGAGUAUUGAGUAUAGAAGUUGGGAUGUAAUGUUGAAAUUGUACAAGGCAUUGGUGAGGCCAAAUUUUGGAGUAUUGUGUACAGUUUUGGUCACCAAAUUACAGGAAAGAUGUCAACAAAAUAGAGAGAGUACAGAGAAGGUUUACUAGAAUGUUACCUGGGUUUCAUCACCUAAGUUACAGAGAAAGGUUGAACAAGUUGGGUCUUUAUUCUUUGGAACGUAGAAGGUUGAGGGGGGACUUGAUAGAGGUAUUUAAAAUUAUGAGAGGUGACAUGGAUAGGCUUUUUCCAUUGAGAGUGGGGGGGGUUCAAACAAGAGGACAUGAGUUGUGAGUUAAAGGGCAAAAGUUUAGGGGUAACAUGAGGGGGAACUUCUUUACUCAGAGAGUGGAACUGUGUGGAACGAGAUUCCAGCAGAAGUGGUUGAGGCAGGUUCGAUGUUGUCAUUUAAAGUUAAACUGGACAGUUCUAUGGACAGGACAGCAAUGGAGGGUUAUGAGCUGAGUGCAGGUCGGUGGGACUAGGUGAGAGUAAGAGUUCGGCACGGACUAGAAGGGCCGAGAUGGCCUGUUUCCGUGCUGUAAUUGUUAUAUGGUUAUAUGUUUGUACCCUCAAUUUCACCUUUGAAAGCAUCCUACUUAUCAAGUAACCAUUGCCAGUCCACACUUGUCAGAUCCUUUCUGAUUGGCCCUCUCCAAUUUAGAAUCUCAACCGAGGGACCAGAACUAUGCUUCUCCGUACUAAUAUUAAUGGCAUUAUGAUCACAAGAGGCAAAGUGUUCCCCUAAACAAACUUCUAACAUCUGACCUGUCUUAUGAUUGCAGGAGGGGCAGGACUAGCAGCUCAAUAUUUGGGGAUUCCUUUGCUUAAGACACAACAGAACAAGUGAUUAAAGGAGGAGGGGUGGCAUUACUAGUCAGGGAAAAUGUCACGGCAGUGCUCAGUCAGGACAGACUGGAGAACUGUGGGAGGUAAGUGCAGAAAUUGCCGGGGCCCUAUCAGAGAUAUUUAAAUCAUCCUUGGCAACAAGUGAUUGGGGAAUAGCCAAUGUUCCGCUGUUUAAGAAAGGCUCUAAUUGUAAACCAGGAAAUUAUAGGCCAGUGAGUCUGACUUUGAUAGUGGGGAUCUUUUUGGAAGGUAUUCCAAGGCACUGGAAAUAUAAGUACUUGGAUAGACACGGACUGAUUGAGGAUAAUCAGCAUGGCCACAUGCAUGGUAGAUCAUGUCUAACCAAUCUUAUAAAAUUUUUCAAGGAAGUUACCAGAAAAGUGAAUGAAGGCAAGGCAAUGAAUGUUGUCUGUAUUGAUUUUAGCAAGGCAUUUGACAGGAUCCCACAUGGGAGGUUGGUUACUCGACAUUCAAGAUGAGGUAAUAAUUUCGUUUAGUUAUUGGCUUUGUGGGUGAAGCCAGAGAAUGCUAGUAAUUGUUUGCCUCUCUGACUGGAGUCCUGUGACGAGUGGAGUGCCGCAGGGAUACGUGCUGUUUCCGUUGUUUGUUGUUGAAGCGUGGAUGAAAUUACCGGAGAGACAGAGUCACUGGUAGAUACAAAGCAGCUUCUUUAUUUGACACAACAAGGUACAGCAGGCAUCUCAUAGAAACAUAGAAACAUAGAAAAUAGGUGCAGGAGUAGGCCAUUCGGCCCUUCGAGCCUGCACCGCCAUUUAUUAUGAUCAUGGCUGAUCAUCCAACUCAGAACCCCACCCCAGCCUUCCCUCCAUACCCCCUGACCCCCGUAGCCACAAGGGCCAUAUCUAACUCCCUCUUAAAUACAGCCAAUGAACUGGCCUCAACUGUUUCCUGUGGCAGAGAAUUCCACAGAUUCACCACUCUCUGUGUGAAGAAGUUUUUCCUAAUCUCGGUCCUAAAAGGCUUCCCCUCUAUCCUCAAACUGUGACCCCUCGUUCUGGACUUCCCCAACAUCGGGAACAAUCUUCCUGCAUCUAGCCUGUCCAAUCCCUUUAGGAUCUUAUACGUUUCAAUCAGAUCCCCCCUCAAUCUUCUAAAUUCCAACGAGUACAAGCCCAGUUCAUCCAGUCUUUCUUCAUAUGAAAGUCCUGCCAUCCCAGGAAUCAAUCUGGUGAACCUUCUUUGUGCUCCCUCUAUGGCAAAGAUGUCUUUCCUCAGAUUAGGGGACCAAAACUGCACACAAUACUCCAGGUGUGGUCUCACCAAGGCCUUGUACAACUGCAGUAGUACCUCCCUGCUCCUGUACUCGAAUCCUCUCGCUAUAAAUGCCAGCAUACCAUUUGCCUUUUUCACCGCCUGCUGUACCUGCAUGUCCACUUUCAAUGACUGGUGUAUAAUGACACCCAGGUCUCGUUGCACCUCCCCUUUUCCUAAUCGGCCACCAUUCAGUUAAUAAUCUGUUUUCCUAUUUUUGCCACCAAAGUGGAUAACUUCACAUUUAUCCACAUUAAAUUGCAUCUGCCAUGAAUUUGCCCACUCACCCAACCUAUCCAAGUCACCCUGCAUCCUCUUAGCAUCCUCCUCACUGCUAACACUGCCACCCAGCUUCGUGUCAUCCGCAAACUUGGAGAUGCUGCAUUUAAUUCCCUCAUCCAAGUCAUUAAUAUAUAUUGUAAACAACUGGGGUCCCAGCACUGAGCCUUGCAGUACCCCACUAGUCACUGCCUGCCAUUCUGAAAAGGUCCCGUUUAUUCCCACUCUUUGCUUCCUGUCUGCUAACCAAUUCUCCACCCACACCAAUACCUUACCCCCAAUACCGUGUGCUUUAAGUUUGCACACUAAUCUCCUGUGUGGGACCUUAAGGUCUGUUAGCUCAAUGUGGGCUCGAUAUUUAUAUGCUAAACACAAAGGCAAUCACUACUUAAAAGUUAUAGACAAUGCAUAGACAAUGCUUCCUAUUGAAGCUACAUACAAAAUAUCACCCCAUCCCUUCCUCCCGACGCCAACAUGUCUGGGUUGGUAUCCACAGCCUUUAGAAAUGUAAGUUAAGUCUACAAUACAUUUAUUUGGCAUUUCCCGUGCUAACAUAGAAGAUAAUUAAUAUUUAUAAUGUAUAGGUGAUACUGCCUUCGAAACUACAGCAUCAGGUCAAACUACCAGAAGCAUCUGGUAUUCACACCUUUUAGGAAUCCCAUUGUGGCGGACUCAAUCCACAGUCCUUUGUCAAACAGUUAAAAUAGAAGUCUGGUGACCAAAGUCUUUUAAGUGUAAACAAAUCAUCUACCCAAAAAGAAAUCCACUCUAGCAUUUGUCAUCUACAGCAAUGUUCUGCAGGCCUAUGACUAAUGGAAUUUAAUGUAGAUGUAGGGUUCUCAGUCAUACUAGACAGGCUGUUAACUGUUAAUCGCUUAUUACCAAAAUGGCUUCUCAUACUGUUAACUGCUGAGCAAGGGGUUCUCUGUAACAGCAAUGUUUGGGUUACACAAUGUGAUAAUGGAAACUGUAUUCAUUUGUUAGCCAACGGAAGUCAUGUUCUGUUAUCUUGUAUAUGUGUGCUGAGUUGAGGAGCGCGGGCUUUUUCGGGAGGCAAGCAGAGAGGAUGGACAUGUGAGGAACGGACAGUGGUUCCAGGGCGGUGAAUACCGGACCUCGGUGGUUCGGAGAGUGGCCGGAGUCUCGAAAGGACGUUGUGGAUGGAAUCGGAGGCAUGAGCUCCAGCGUAUUAAAAUAUUACGUUACUUAUGUGGCGCCUUUUCUUUUAGUUGUUGGUACUAACCCAACACCAAAAUUUGCUAUAAAUUAUAAUUCUUUAUUCGCACUUUGUAUAUUGUUUCAUAUUUGUGUCGUGGCUGAUCAUUGGGCAACUCACACCUUAUCCGCACCAAAGCAUCUGCACUGUUUGGCGGGGUCAACGGCUGUUCACCCUAGGCAACGGGAGUCAGUGGGGCAAGGACCAUUACAUUUGGGGCCUCGUUCCGCGGAUUUGAAUUCUGUCAGAGUAAGGGGUAAUUUGCUCGGG
Molecule: messenger RNA, 10559 nt
Organism: Mobula hypostoma (lesser devil ray)
Lineage: Eukaryota; Metazoa; Chordata; Chondrichthyes; Myliobatiformes; Myliobatidae
Product: solute carrier organic anion transporter family member 2A1-like
Exons: 14
Coding region: 384-2357 (657 amino acids)
Biological process (GO): sodium-independent organic anion transport; prostaglandin transport; transmembrane transport
Cellular component (GO): plasma membrane
Molecular function (GO): prostaglandin transmembrane transporter activity; protein binding
Source: RefSeq, a predicted model, not a curated record